GGGGCCCAUCGAUCAGCUCCGGCUCCGACAGCCUUCAGCCUGUCCCGCCUGCCGGCGAGGGUGGGCAACCGGGCAACCGCAGUUGCGGAAAAUGUGGAGCUACGAUCGUCUGGUGGGUGAGGCGGGUGGUGAAGUGGACGUGACUGUGGCUUUCACCAACGUUCGCGACUGCUUCCUUCACUUGCCACGGCGCCUCGUGGCCCAGCUGCACCUGCUGCAGAAUCAAGCUAUAGAAGUAGCCUGGGGUCACCAGCCUGCAUUCUUAAGCUGGGUGGAAGGCAGGCAUUUUAGUGAUCAAGGUGAAAAUGUGGCUGAAAUUAACCGACAAGUUGGUCAGAAACUUGGACUCUCAGAUGGGGAACAGGUGUUUCUCAAGCCGUGUUCCCAUGUGGUGUCUUGUCAACAAGUUGAGGUGGAACCCCUCUCAGCAGAUGACUGGGAGAUACUGGAGCUGCAUGCUACUUCCCUUGAACAGCACCUUCUAGAUCAAAUUCGAAUAGUUUUCCCAAAAGCCAUCUUUCCUGUUUGGGUUGAUCAGCACACUUACAUAUUUAUCCAGAUUGUUGCACUGAUACCAACUGCUACUUAUGGAAGGCUGGAAACAGACACCAAACUCCUUAUUCAGCCAAAGACCCGCCACGCCAAAGAGAACACAUUCUCAAAAGCAGACAAUACCCGUGGAAAAUUUCUGAAUUAUGGAAGAGACCAAAAAGAAUUAACAAAAGACCCUCAAACCAAGCAACUUCAGUCAAGUACUGCAGGAGUCACUGGGUCUAACGCAGCAGAUCCAGAAGUGUCACUUGACGCAGCAUCACUAUCAAGCUUAUGGACUAUGAUAGGAAGCAUUUUUUCUUUUGGGUCUGAGAAGAAACAAGAGACAUUCUGGGGUUCAACUGAAAUCAAUGCAUUCAAAAAUAUGCAGUCAAAAGUAGUUCCUGUAGACAAUAUUUUCAGAGUGUGCAAGUCGCAGCCUCCCAGUAUAUGUAACACAUCAGCAACUUCUGUGCUUCACAAACACUGUGCCAUUCAUGUAUUUCCAUGGGACCAGGAAUAUUUUGACAUGGAGCCCAGCUUUACUGUGACCUAUGGAAACCUAAUUAAGCUACUUUCUCCAAAGCAACAGCAAAGUAAAACAAAGCAAAAUGCCUUGUCAUCUGAAAAAGAGAAGCAGACGUCAGAACCACUAGAUCAAAAACAAACUGGCUCAGACCACAGUCAAGAAGCUGGGAAGGGCUGUGUGGUAAAGGUAGUCUGGAAUGGACUUGAGGAAUUGAAGAAUGCCAUAAAGUACACCAAAAACGUAGAAGCUCUCCAUCUGGGGAAAGUCUGGAUUCCAGAUGACCUGAGAAGGAGACUAAAUAUAGAGAUGCAUGCAGUAGUCAGAAUAACUCCAGUGGAAAUUACCCCUAAAAUCCCAAGAUCUCUAAAAUUACAACCUAGAGAAAACUUACCUGAAGACAUAAGUGAAGAGGACAUAAAAACUGUGUUCUCUUCAUGGCUGCAGCAGACUACAAGUACCACACUUCCUUUGAUAGUAUCAGAGGAAGAACACAUUAAGCUGGGAAUUAAAAAUGGGUUAAAGGAGUUUUCACUGAAUGUAGUUCAUUCUUGGGAAAAAGAAAAAGAAAAAAAUAUUUUCCUGUUGAGUACCAGUCUGCUGCAGAAGACCACAAUACAAGUCCUUCUAGAUCCUAUGGUAAAAGAAGAAAACAGUGAGGAAAUUGACUUUAUUCUUCCUUUUUUAAAGCUGAACUGCUUGGGGGGAGUGAGCUCCUUGGGCAUAUCCUCCAUGGAGCACAUCACGCACAGCCUCCUGGGACGCCCUCUGUCUCGGCAACUGAUGGCUCUUGUGGCAGGACUUAGGAAUGGAGCCCUUUUACUCACAGGAGGAAAGGGGAGUGGAAAAUCAACUUUAGCCAAGGCAAUCUGUAAGGAAGCCAUUGACAUUUUGGAUGCCCAUGUGGAGAUAGUUGACUGUAAAGCUUUACGAGGAAAAAGGCUUGAAAACAUACAAAAAACUCUAGAGGUGGCCUUCUCAGACGCAGUGUGGAGACAGCCUUCUGUUGUUCUGCUGGACGACCUUGAUCUCGUGGCAGGCCUGCCUUCUCUCCCAGAGCAUGAGCGUGGUCCUGAGGCUCUGCAGAGCCAGCGCCUCGCACAUGCUUUGAAUGAUAUGGUGAAAGAAUUUGUUUCCAUGGGAAGUUUGGUUGCACUGAUUGCCACAAGCCAGUCACAACAUUCUCUACAUCCUUCACUCGUUUCUGCUCAAGGAAUUCACAUAUUUCAGUGUGUCCAACAUAUUCAACCGCCUGAUCAGGGGCAAAGAUGUGAAAUUCUGUGUAAUGUAAUAAAAAAUAAACUGGACUGUGAUAUAAACAAGUUCACUGAUCUUGACCUGCAGCAUAUAGCUAAAAGAACUGAAGGGUUUGUGGCAAGAGAUUUCACAGUGCUUGUGGAUCGAGCCAUACAUUCACAUCUCUCUCAUCAGAGUAUAUCUACCAGGGAAGAAUUAGUUUUAACAACAUUGGACUUCCAAAAGGCUCUUCAAGGAUUUAUUCCUGCAUCUCUGCGAAAUGUCAGCCUGCAUAAACCUAGGGACCUGGGCUGGGAUAAGAUUGGUGGAUUACAUGAAGUUCAGCAGAUACUCAUGGAUACUAUCCAGUUACCAGCCAAGUAUCCAGAAUUAUUUGCAAACUUGCCCAUACGACAAAGAACAGGAAUACUGUUAUAUGGUCCUCCUGGAACAGGAAAAACCUUACUAGCUGGAGUUAUUGCAAGAGAGAGUGGAAUGAAUUUUAUUAGUGUCAAGGGGCCAGAGUUACUCAGCAAGUAUAUUGGAGCAAGUGAACAAGCUGUCCGAGAUACCUUUCUUAGAGCACAGGCUGCAAAGCCCUGCAUUCUUUUCUUUGAUGAAUUUGAAUCCAUUGCUCCUCGAAGAGGUCAUGAUAAUACAGGAGUUACAGAUCGUGUAGUUAACCAGUUGCUGACUCAGUUGGAUGGAGUAGAAGGCUUACAGGGUGUUUAUGUAUUGGCUGCUACUAGUCGCCCUGAUUUGAUUGACCCCGCCCUGCUUAGGCCUGGCCGACUAGAUAAAUGCGUGUACUGUCCUCCUCCUGAUCAGGUGUCACGUCUUGAAAUUUUAAAAGUUCUUAGUGACUCAGUCCCCCUGGCAGACGACGUGGACCUUCAGCACGUGGCCUCAGUAACUGACUCCUUUACGGGAGCUGAUCUGAAAGCCUUACUUUACAAUGCCCAGCUGGAGGCCACACACGGAAGGCUGCCCUCCUGGGGACUUCACGAUGGAAGUUCCAGCUCGGACAGUGACCUAAGCCUGUCUUCAAUGGUUUUCCUUAACCACAGCAGUGGCUCUGAUGAUUCAGCUGGAGAUGGAGAAUGUGGCUUAGAGCAGUCCCUUGUUUCUCUAGAGAUGUCCGAGAUACUUCCAGAUGAAUCAAAAUUCAAUAUGUAUCGGCUCUACUUUGGAAGCUCUUAUGAGUCAGAACUUGGAAAUGGAACCUCUUCUGAUUUGAGCUCACAGGGCCUGUCUGCACCCAGCUCCGUGGCUCAGGAUUUCCCUGGAGUCCCUGGGAAAGAUCCGUCGUUUUCCCGGCCCCCAGUGUUCAGAACAGCUUCACAAGAGGGACACCAGGAGCUGACACAGGAGCAAAGAGAUCGGCUGAGAGCAGACAUCAGUGUCAUCAAAGGCAGAUACCGGAGCCAAAGUGGAGAGGAUGACUCCCUUAACCAAACAGGACCAGUCAAAACCAGUCUGGCUAUUAGUCAGUUGCAUUUACUGACUGCGCUCAGUCACACCAGGCCAUCCAUUAGUGAAGAUGACUGGAAGAAUUUUGCUGAACUGUAUGAAAGCUUUCAAAAUCCAAAGAAGAGAAAAAAUCAAAGUGGAACAAUGUUUCGACCUGGACAGAAAGUAACCCUAGCAUAAAACAGACUUAUGGUUAUUUUGUUUUUUGUUUUUUGUUUUUUUGGUGGCUUGUCCCUAUAUUGCAACAGUAAAAAUGGUGUCUGUAAAUUCCUUUUUAAUUUGACACAUUGACUUACUGUAUAAAAUCACAGAUUGGUAAACAUGUGGUUCUGUAAUGAUCAGGAUUACUUGAGAUUCAUACUAUAUAACAAAUUGGGAUAUUUAUAACAGAUUCUGUAUUUUAUUUCCUAUAAAUCCAUAUUAAAUCCUUAAUGAAAUAAUAUUGGCCAAAUAGUAUAACAAAUAUUUUUCUCUUUUGAAGAAAAGAUAGAACUCACUGUCAGCAACAUACUCAACAUCUUGUCUUGACAAAUUUUAUGCUUAGCAACUUCUUGACUGUUUUGGAAAUAAAAUACUAUUUACUGA
Molecule: messenger RNA, 4348 nt
Organism: Manis pentadactyla (Chinese pangolin)
Lineage: Eukaryota; Metazoa; Chordata; Mammalia; Pholidota; Manidae
Gene: PEX1
Product: peroxisomal biogenesis factor 1
Exons: 24
Coding region: 92-3943 (1283 amino acids)
Biological process (GO): protein import into peroxisome matrix
Cellular component (GO): peroxisomal membrane; peroxisome; cytosol
Molecular function (GO): ATP hydrolysis activity; ATP binding
Source: RefSeq, a predicted model, not a curated record